Molecule: messenger RNA, 701 nt
Organism: Aspergillus piperis CBS 112811
Lineage: Eukaryota; Fungi; Ascomycota; Eurotiomycetes; Eurotiales; Aspergillaceae
Product: putative quinol monooxygenase
Exons: 3
Coding region: 17-340 (107 amino acids)
Source: RefSeq, a predicted model, not a curated record
CCAACUCAACUGAGUCAUGGCUGAGGCCCAACUUAUUGCCACCCUGCGACCGGCCCCGGGAAAGGAGACUGAGGUUAGACACCUUCUUUGCGACACGGCCCGUCUUGUGGAGCAGGCAGAACCAUCGUGCUUGGCAUUCCUUCUAACAGAACAUCAUCGAGUUGAUGGUACCUUAGAGUUCAGAGUCAUUGAAAGAUGGGCCAAUAUCAAUGCCCUUGAGCACCACCAUAGUCGUCCCUGGCUCCGCCAGAUGUAUUCAACAUUUUUGGAGAAGCAGCUAUUAGACGGUCCAGAGCAGAUUGAGAUGCUGACAGUUAUUGCUGGGUUCGCUGUGCGUUAGAACGGGUCUUCAUAUUCAAGAAACUGAAAACAUAUCCCUGCAGAGCACGGCUGGAUGACUACCAACAAUCGAGGGUAUAUCCUGACUACAAGAAUCGUCAUUGAUGUGGUGUAACUUUUCGGACCCGAAUAUGUGUUUCCACACAAAAUGAACCAAAUCUCUUUAGCUGCCAAAUAGAAUGACUACUUGUGCCACGACAUAGGCAGGGAGUGCGGGCGGAGUGUCCUGUUGGAAGUGAUUGAACAAAAAUCAUCCAUUGCCACUAGAACUGCAAGUCUCAAUGUCCUCGAUAUACGGAAUGAGCCACAAGUACAGACCCGGAAAUCUCGCAUUAGUGUGACACACGGUAGUCUAAGUUAAG